Mycotypha africana is the source of this 2670-nucleotide messenger RNA. RefSeq names its product armadillo-type protein. The record is from RefSeq and is a predicted model, not a curated record. The transcript is spliced from 7 exons. Bases 23 to 2236 code for a protein of 737 amino acids. NCBI's taxonomy places the organism in Eukaryota, Fungi, Mucoromycota, Mucoromycetes, Mucorales, Mycotyphaceae. Gene Ontology annotation, biological process: DNA damage response; positive regulation of protein phosphorylation; cell population proliferation. Gene Ontology annotation, cellular component: nucleus.
CUUUUCAUAACAGAUCAUCAAAAUGGAUCUCGAAAGAGCAAUAAGUAUGCUUCAGGCGCUGCCCCAUACGUCCAAGACCAUUGUCGAUGAUACACUUUACGAGAAAGUGUACUCAUUUAUCACCUCGGUUCUUGAAUCACUGGACGACAACGCUCAAGCGAUUGUUGAUCUGUUUCAGCAGUCUCGCUUUUUAGAAUGCGUCAAGCAAGCUUGCCUCAUUGAUCCUGAACCUGAUUAUCGCAUUAUCACUCUUUGUAUUCGACUUUUGGGGCAAUUUGUUCACCAUGGCCGCGAUCCUAUUUUCACACUCAUUGAUAUCGAUGAUAAUAAUACCCACCUGUUGAAAAUUGUGAUCGAUGGUCUUACAUCCUCUGAACCUAUACUUCGUUUUUCUUGCCUUGAGGCAUGUCGGCACUUUUUAUGGUGUGAAAAAAGUCAACUAUGGCUUAUGCGAAACCAGAAAGUGACAACGUUGAUAGCUUAUGCGAUAUUAGAUCAGAGUACCUAUGUUGUAGCAGAGGCCUGUCAUUUAUUUUCAGAUUUGUUGCAGUUAGACAAGAGAGAAACGAUGUUGCAGUUGGUUGAUCCUUCUGAUUUGAUUCGAUCUAUUCUAUAUCAACAAGAUAAUGGCAAUGCAACAGUAGCAGCACGAGGGGAGAAUGAGCAACAAGUGAUUUCAGCGUUAGAUUUUUGCUGGAGCAUAGUCAAUCUAAAGAGCCAUGCUGGCCUAGAGUAUUUGCGUUCAAGACAUUUAUUGAAAAAUAUUUUACAAUUGAUACCUAUGCAUCAGAAUAAGAUCAUCCGCGCAAGAAUCAAUGAAAUCCUUCUCAAUCUGUUUACGUACGAUGACAAUCCAUUGGAAACUAUAUUCGAUGUGGCUAAUAGCACUCUCACUGAUGCAUACAAUGUGGUUUUAGAGCUAGUAACAAAGCUGAUGCCAAUCGCAGACGUUGAAUUGCUAAUUACAGCUGUAUCCUUACUUAAUUCAACUGCUAUUUUGCUUGGAAGGAUUUCGUCAGAGAAAGCAAACAGUAGCAAAAUGAGCGACAUACUGCACGAUCGGUUAUACACACUUUUACAUACGUUGUAUUCAAUUGUUACAGCAAAAGAACAACAGACACUAUUGUCUAUUGAAUUUCAAAAUGUCAAAACCAUACUCGAAGGAAGCACGACGAGAUCAAAAAAUAGAGUUCUGCAACAAAUUUUACGCGUUAUGAACACGCUUGUAACUGUAUCUUCUGCAUCAUUGAAGGAGCUCACGUUCACAGAUUUUUUCAGCAUUUUAUCGGCCACGUCUACGUAUUCCGAUUCAAGCUUACUCAAAGAGAUAUUCAAAUUACUCACCGCUGCGAUGUGCCGAACAUAUGAUAAAACAGAGGAGAAUUUAUCGUCACAACAAAGACAGAUUUACGAGAAGUCCAUUCAACCUCUGAUCACAACCAUAAGCAGGAUCGAUCUUGGAUGUAAAAGCUUCAUUAUCGUGUUAAAUCUAUUCAGUGAUUUAUUAGAACACAAAGAAUUCGAACCACUUGUUAUAGAUGCUGAAAAAGCCUUUAUGGAUAUAUUGAAGCUCAAAUUCAUUGACACCGAAUGGGAUAUUCGCGAUGCUGCCGUUCAAUUUGUUGGUCAGUUGUUUGAUAAAAACGAGGAAGAAGACGCUUCCUGCAGCGGAACAACUACCACCAAAGGUCAAUUUGCUUUAAAGUAUGACUUUCCGUUUGAUGUCGUUCAAAGAAUUCAUGAUUCAGAACCUUACGUCAGGGCAUCGGCUUUGGAUGCACUGCAGAAAAUGAUAAGGUCAAGAGAAGGCUGGGAGUACAUCCAACAACAUAAAGUGAGUAGAGACAUAGCUUCAGCGUUACCCAGCUUCCUUUACGAUACGGAAGCGUUUGUUCGACGUGCAGCACUGGAUGCUAUAAAUAGUUUGGUACAAAAUCGAUCGUGCCAAGGAAUGAUAGUGGGCAAAAUAGAAGGCUCUCAUGCACAAAGUGCACUUAGUCCCUUUAUUUUGCGUAAGGUCCUUAAUGAUGAGGACACGGAUGUUCGUAGUAAACUUUGUCGUUUGAUUGGUAAUUUAUGGAAGCUGUACUACCAUGAAAAGCAUGAAUCACGAAAGAAGACGCAGGAACAUGAAGAAAUGACUGAAUUUUUUCCUAAAAUCAAUCCAGGGAAAAUGCUGACAGAAGCGGUAAAGUUCCUUUCUUUGACGCAAAAAAAGUUAAGGUUUCUGUUGUAAUCUUAAAUAACCUCUAUAUUUUUCCUGUUAGGCAAAAGACACAAACAGGGUGGUUAGAAUAGAAGCAGUGAGGGUAAUUGAAGAAAUCCUAUCAGAAUAUGAAGGCGUUGCAAGCAUUAAUAAGAACAAACGCCAAUAUACCGAAAUUGAAAGAGAUGAAUUCGAAGAUAUGUUCAUAGAAGAAUUGAAAGAAAAUGCGAAUUUGGCUCAACAAAAGCAGACGCUGGAUCCGGAACAUCUUUACCAAGAAGCCUUUGAAAUCGAUGCCGACGCGAUGAUACACUCAAGUAUACCAACCAAUGCCGAGGAUGAUGUAAACAUGUUAGACUGUGAAUAAAGAAAUAAUUUCUGCCAUGUGGCAAUGCAAUGAUGUUCGUAACUGAUUAUGCGGCUUACAGGGCUUUUUUGGGUCCUUUUUUUUUUUUUUUUUUUUU